Molecule: messenger RNA, 1245 nt
Organism: Brenthis ino (lesser marbled fritillary)
Lineage: Eukaryota; Metazoa; Arthropoda; Insecta; Lepidoptera; Nymphalidae
Source: the annotation of a GenBank genome assembly
AUGGUAGACCAUAACGAGAAAUUGCUACAGGAGUUACUUAAGAAACCCGGGAAUAAUGUGUGUGCCGAUUGUGGAAGCGAGGAUCCUGAUUGGGCUUCAUACAACCUGGGCAUAUUCAUAUGCAUGCGAUGUGCGAGCAUCCACCGCGGCAUGGGGGCUCAUAUCAGCAAAGUGAAGCAUCUCGAAUUAGACCGUUGGGAAGAUUCACAAGUUCAGAGGAUGAAGGAAGUUGGUAACAUUACUGCAAAGCAUAAAUAUGAAGAACGAGUGCCUCCGUGUUACAGACGGCCGACAAAAAACGAUCCACAGGUUUUGAUCGAGCAAUGGAUACGAGCAAAAUAUGAGCGUGAAGAGUUUUGUCAUCCAGAACGCCAAAGCUAUCUUUCCGGCUCCAUGGAAGGAUUCCUCAUGAAGAGAGGCAAAGAAGACAGCAAGUACCAACUUAGAAAAUUUGUCCUAAACGAGAAUGAGGACACACUGAAGUACCAAGACGCUUCCGACGGCUGUAGCCGUGCUUCGGGUUGUCUCGGUCGGAUUUUCGAUCAUCUCCGACUCAAAAACUUGGGUCGUUUGAGAUAUCAUGUCAAAGAGCAUAAAGAGCCUAAAGGUGUUUUGAAGUUGUCAGAACUAAAUGUUUCAUUCGCGCCAGCUAAGAUCGGACACAUGAACUCCAUGCAGCUGACAUUUAUGAAAGACGGCUCUACCAGGCACAUUUACGUGUAUCAUGAAGACCCAGAAGUUAUUAAUAAUUGGUAUACAGCGAUAAGGUGUGCAAAACUUCAUUUGCUCCAAGUUGCAUUUCCAUCAACACCACAAUCAGACCUAAUCCUUCGUUUACCAAAAGAUUUUGCAAGAGAAGGCUGGCUUUGGAAGACUGGACCAAGACCUUCUGAUGUGCACAGACGUCGAUGGUUCACACUUGAUAACAGAAAACUAAUGUAUCACGAUGAGCCCUUGGACGCUUAUCCAAAAGGGGAAAUAUUUAUAGGCCACGAAUCUAACGGUUAUCACAUAAAAGUAUCGAACACGGGUAACGGGUGUAAAGAGGCAAGAUUUCCAUUCCACCUUGUAACUCCUGAGAGAACGUUUUGUCUCGCGGCGACCACGCACGAAGAUAGAGCGGGCUGGCUUGCAGUCAUACAACAGACCCUGAAGAGACCGCUAACACCACAAGAUUCUACCAUCGAAGCGACUCUUGUUCGCAAACGCACAACGUCAAAUUCGAUCAGCAUAUUUUCUGGAAGG